Molecule: messenger RNA, 2662 nt
Organism: Plutella xylostella (diamondback moth)
Lineage: Eukaryota; Metazoa; Arthropoda; Insecta; Lepidoptera; Plutellidae
Product: targeting protein for Xklp2
Biological process (GO): activation of protein kinase activity; regulation of mitotic spindle organization
Cellular component (GO): microtubule; spindle
Source: RefSeq, a predicted model, not a curated record
UAGCGACACGAUACGUUGAUCCGAACGUUGCUUACGUUCAGAAAUUAUUUUUAUUUUAUUUUGCUAACAUCAUCGCAUCGCUGCCUUAGUUUGUUGGAGUAUUUCUGGACGAAACAAAUCAUAGUGUUACCAGCCUUUAAAUACUGAUACUUUUAGUAGAUUUAUGAGAACUUUAUUUAGUUAUUAUCCUAAUUUACCUAAUAUGAUUUUUUCCACGUAAUAGUGGUUCUGUAAUAAUGAAAGUGGUUCAAUAAUCCAGCAUUGACUUGCUUUCGAUACGGUAGUUAAUGAAAGUAAACAAUCAAUCCAUAAAUGUAUGUUCUUGUAAUGUGAAAUCUCGAUUAAUGAUAAUAUUAAUAAUUACUUGUCAUUUGUCUACCUGUGGAAAUUUAAAUUUUAUUUAAUAAUAAAAAAACAAUUUUAAAAAGUAGACUACGGUAGUAAUUUACAUAGUAGUUAUUUUUUGUACGCUUGUUACCCUGAAAUUUGACAUUGACAUGACAGAAUACUUGUUGUCUUGUCUUUGUCUUGUCUAUGGUACAGUUUUUGAAAUCGAAGCGUUACAAUUUUGAACAGCAACAAUAUUUUAUUUGUUGGAGAUUAAUUUGGAUUUGCGUUUACUCACUGUGAUUUUACUGACAAUGGAAAAAAGAAACGUGACUAACUUUCGAGGAGAAAGCUGCACACCGAACUACAAAUUCCACAUAAAGGACGAGCCGGUUACACCGAACAACGAAGAAUUUGGUGAACACAAUAACUUUGAUUACUCCUUUGAUAAUGACUGCGGAGACAUGAAGAAAUCCCUCUCAAUGAGCGAUAUUGCGGCUAUAAGAGAAGACUUAAUGAAUUUAGAGCUUCAAGGAAACAAAGAAGAGGUUUAUCAUCGCUACAGGAGAUCAACAGCGCACAGCCACGACCAGCCGCAAGCGCUGUCGCGUACCAAGUUUGUUUCAAUGGCCGAAGCCAUCUAUCACUUUCAAAGAGACACCCCGGGGCGCUUCCACAGCACCCGGCCGAGCAUCUUCCAGGCGCAGGGACAUGCCGCCCGCCUGGAGCUCACUGUGCCGCAGUCACCCAUGCUGCUGUGCAAACAACGCUCCCGACCGCUCCACAUCAUCUCGCAGAAGGAAAAAGAGGAACAGGAAAUAGAGGAGAUAAGAAAACACAAAAUAAAAGCCAACCCUGUUCCAAAAUCAGUGAUUGAAGGCCCACACUUGCCCGAGGUACCCAAGAGACCGCUGACGCUCCUUGAACCAUUCAAUCUGACAGAAAUACCUAAGAAAAUACAAUCUCCUGAACCUGUAAUAAAGUUUAAAGCUCGACAAGCUCCCAAACACAUCCUCGAGAAGCCUCAGAUUCCCGCUAAGCCUCCAGUUCAUGUUACUAAACCUCUGACACCCAAAUUUCAUUACAAACCUUUACAAGAGCAAAUGCAAGCCUUCAGAAAUAGACAAGCAAAACCUGUGGAGAAGCCCGCGCAAAAGCCAGUACAGCGUCAUGGACCUAUUCGUCCUGAACCAUUCUCAUUUGAAAAAAGAGAUGAAGAAUUAAAACGCCUCAAAGAAGAAAGGAUUAAAAGACAGAUUGAAGAAGAGAAAAAACAAGCAAGUCAGUUUAAAGCCCACCCAUUGCCAGGCGUAGUUAGGAAGGUGAUGAUGAAAACUGCAGCUAAAGGUUGCUCAUCCAAUGCUUCUUCGGAAAAUAAAGAAAACUUUAAGUUUGAGGCCCGACCGCCAGUAGUCCUCUAUAAGGAGCCAUUCAAACCUGUCCUGAAGCCGAUACAGAUAGUGAAGCCAACUCCAUUUGCACUAACAACUGAAAAGAGAGCAGCUGAAAGAGAGAAGUUUGAUAAAAAUCUAAAGGAGAAGGAAGAGGAACAAGAAAAGCUGAGGCAGCAAAAAGAGAGAGAAGCAAAAGAGAUUGAAGAGAAACAAAUGGCUGCAAUCCGAGCCAAAUUGGUGCACCAUCCCAAGCCAUUACAUGUGGCUGAGCCCUUCCUGCCUCAGAGAUCUGAGAUGCCAUUGACUGUUCCAGAGACACCUAAGUUUAUAAGACGGUUGAAGCAACAGUAGAUUUUAAUAUUUUACCCCCACAUGAAAAGGGUUGUUUUUAGUAGUGUGUAUACUUGUGUCUGCCUAUCUAAUGUCUAAUGUGAAUUUAUAUAAAGUCCUUAGCUAUGUUUGAUCAAAAUAAGUUCAGAAAUUCAAAUGUUAUGCAGUCAUUUGUUGUGUUUUUUAAACUAUGGUUAUGUUAUUACAGUGGUGGACUUGUUCAACAAAACACUAUGCACUGAUUUAAAAUUGAGUUUUAAUUACAAGUGUUUUGGUUUAGGUCUUCCUCUGUAGUAUAUUCUUUGUGCCAUGAGUGGGGCUAUAGGCAGACACAUCUUUAGUAUUGUUAUUAAUUAUGGUUAAUUAGAAUUAUGUUGUGUAUAUAUCCUACAUUCUAUUUACUCAAAAUGAUUUUUUACGCUAUGACAUUGUAAUUUUAUGGAAUACAAUUCAUUAAUUAUGAUGCGAUAACAUAUAAUUUUGUUUUUAGAAGUAAUUUUAUUCUUAGACAUUAGCAGCAUUGUCGUCAAUUUUGUUUUAGGAAACAUACAUGAAUGAUAAAUAAAUGACUUUACAAAUAAUAAUUGUGUGUAUUUUACUCAACGACCUAA